AAUGUUUUUUUCUUGCUCAAGGGCAGGGAGCAGAAAACUAUUAAAAUAGACAUGUUGAAGUUUGGAAGUAAGAAGAAUUUGAUUGAUGAAAACAAAUGUACAAUUCGGUUACUGGAUGACACUGAGGUAGUUGAGUGCGACUUCCAGAGCUACCAUAAAGGGAGAUACCUAUUGGAUUUCAUCUUUAACCGCCUAAACCUCAUUGAAGGUGAUUAUUUUGGAUUGCGCUAUGUGGAUCAACAUAAGCAAAGGCACUGGCUUGAUCCCAAUAGGAGCAUUCUCAGGCAAAUGAAAGGAGUGCAUCCGCUGUUGCUGUGUUUCCGUGUGAAGUUCUACCCGUGUGAGCCGCUGCAGCUGCAGGAGGAAGUAUCGCGCUAUCAGCUCUUCCUGCAACUGCGACGCGACCUGCUGCACGGCCGGCUCUACUGCCAGCAGGCGGACGCCGCCCACCUGGCCGCCCUUCUGCUCCAGGCCGAGUUGGGCGAUCACUCGCAGCAGCCUGAAGGCUACGUGCAGCAAUGCCAGCUGCUGGCGCGCCAGACGCCCAAGCUGGAGGAGAAGAUCGAAGAAAUUCACGCGACGCUCGCGGGCCUCUCGACAUCGCAAGCCGAGACAACCUUUCUUAAAAAGGCUGCUGCGCUCGACACCUAUGGCGUCGAUCCUCACCCAGUCAAGGAUCAGAAAGGCAACCAAGUGUUCCUAGGACUCUCCCAUUCUGGACUUCUCACGUUUCAAGGCUCAAAGAAAACUCAGCAUUUCCGCUGGAAUGAAGUACAGCGUCUGAACUAUGAGGGCAAAAUGUUCAUCGCGCACAUCACCAUCAUGGAGGAUCCCAGAACCAAGACGAAGCACACAGUUGGGUUCAAGUGCUCUUCGGCGUCUGCCUGCAAGCAUCUGUGGAGGGCUGCUGUGGAGCAAAGGCUCUUCUACACGCUGUCCAGCUCGAGCAAGCGUGGCGUGGUGGUGACGGGUGGCAGUUUCUUCUCGCGAGGCUCGCGCUUUCGCUACCAGGGCCGCUGCGAGCGCGAGGUCAUCCUCGACAGCACCGGCAUCCUCAGAGAGGCUCCCCGAGUGCGGCGGGCGCCCCAAUUGCUUCCCCGUAGCAACUCCCUGCCCACGACGCCCCCGGACCCCGAGCACCCAAACGAUGGGGAUGACCAAGACGACGCCGCUGCCCACCGCCGCCUGCCCUACAUCGACCGCAGCGCCAGCCUGGACGAUGAGGCGCUCUGUGGGGGCGUCUCCCCCGCCACGCCCCACUCGGGGUCGCGCUGCGUGUCGUGUUGCCCCGAGUCGAGUCUGCCGCCGCUGCUGGAGCCUGGUGGUGCUGAGGCCGGAGAGGCUGGAGAGGCACUUGCUGCUGAGGCGCUGGAGGCGCAUGAGGACGAGCAAGCGCUGCACACUGCCUGGUCGCGCGGUGCCUACAGUCGCAGCCACACCAUAGACCUGCCCCAGGACGCCAGCGCCGAUGUCUAUCACCACACGGGAUCGCUGCCCCGCCACAUCGCUUCAGGCACACCACCCUCACCACAAGACCAGACGUCCCUGCACCGUCACCACAACACUCCUGAGCUGCACCACCUCGGCUCGACGCACCUUUGCAACCCCGAGCUGCUGCACCAUCACGGCUCGACGCACCUCUGCACCCCUAACUCUUCACCUGCCGGGCACCCCGCUCUCGCACACCGACGAUCUGCUACACCUGAAGGUGGCUCAUCUCUACGCUACGGGUCUCUUCCCCGUUCGCCAAACUCUCGCCUAGCUGAUUUCCAUAUGCCGGGCACUCCUCAGCUUCAUCCGUCACCUGGUCCCAGACCUCACGCCUCUCCUCAGCUGUACUCUUCUGCACAUAGCCUCCCUUACCUCUCCUCAUGCGCACAGGACCGCCAACCAUAUCCUUAUGUUGCACACGACGACCGUUUUUCUAGUGCCGCCACUCAUUACGACCAGCAAUCUUACGACCAACGUGUCAGUGACCAGCGCCAGUCGAGACACGUGGCCAACAUCUAUGGUUAUUUGCAGAGGACAUCUCUUUGGCAGCGCGCGUUUGGUUUCUUGAACGUGUUUGUGCGAGUUUUGGUCUGCGUUGUGCUGUUGGUGGCGGUGGUUGGGGUGUGUGUGUUGGAGAGCAAGCCUGCAGGACUGUUGCACGGCCUGCGGUCGCGACCAGAGAUGCUUCUGUUGCGGGUACAAUAUUACCAGCCCAUUAAAGACGCGCUCUUGUCUUCUAUUGGAUGGGCUGCAGCCCCUGAGUCUGAUGGCUCCUGAAGGACUAGCCUGGUUCACGCCAUGACGAUUGAAUCAAACUACUCUUCAAUUGCCAGUUGAAGAUAAAUUCACCACUUCUUUUGGUCAGCUGAUAAAUUAUAUAAUUAGUUUCAUGUUCUCUUCAUGUGCAUCGCUGAGAAGCACGUUUGAUAAGAGUGAAGAGUGAAAUUAAGGCAUUCUAUGUCCCGACGACCUCGUUUAUACUCUGAGGUACUAUUGAAGUAUUUUGGCGAGGUUUCGCGUUUCAACGCUUAAAUCAGAUUGAAAUAUUUCUGUAGUAGUGUUGCGUGCGGCUCUGACGUGCGUUGAUUCUUCCUCUCUCGACCGCCCCCAGUAUUGCUCUUAAGAUUCCAUACGCAAGCAUUUAGAGUUAGUACUGAUAAAUUUUGCCUGACUACUUGGAUCUCUUGAAGUUUAGAAAGACGAUUCCAAAUCAAAAUAUUUGUCGUUCUAGCAGCUAUUAGUGUUAGCCGUUUAGUAUAUUGUCGGUAGCUAUGAGAUUAUCUAAUUUUCGAUUUCCCGGUGAAAUUUGUUGUUCAAUUAGCAGAAUUUUAUCC
Molecule: messenger RNA, 2825 nt
Organism: Hyalella azteca
Lineage: Eukaryota; Metazoa; Arthropoda; Malacostraca; Amphipoda; Hyalellidae
Gene: Frmd5
Product: FERM domain-containing protein 3
Exons: 14
Coding region: 52-2268 (738 amino acids)
Cellular component (GO): cytoskeleton
Molecular function (GO): cytoskeletal protein binding
Source: RefSeq, a predicted model, not a curated record